UUGUUAGCUUACAUCAAAGCUUUGUUAUAACAUGAGAGUUUUGGUUUGAUGUUGUUGUUUGUGUUCAGUGUCAUGCAUCAUAUAUUUUUGUUUACAUAUCUAUGUUGUCAUGUUUUAAGUCAUGGUUUUGUUUACAGCUGUUGUUUUUGUUUGGUAGCUGACGUCAUAGUUUAAUAGAGGUGUGUGUGCUUGUUUUGUUUUGUUUUCCUGGGUCCUGCUUUACGCACGGAUUAAUCUAAUAAUGAAAUCUAAUUCUCUGCCUGUUCAUAACUUGCAGCCUCCUUCAACAGGUGACACCACCCACCAAUCGGCUCGUUUUAUUUCCCUCACAGCGGCCACAUGAACGUUAUCCGACGCUACAGUAAAGAGGGAAAAAAAAGAAUAACCCCGAAAUAACCCGGUACAAUAAAUUAGACAUCUCUCCAAAUCCGGCCACCUGUUUUCACCGCUUAUUGCGCCUCUCCGGCUCCGUCCAAUGGGAGCGGACGGCAGGUCUGGAGGCGGAGAAAUCAGGCGGAGAAGUUGGAGGAGAGAGUGAGAGACAGAUUGGGAGAGACAGCGAGCUUCAGAUUGAGUGUCAGUCGGCGGAGUCACAUCUUAAAUCUCGCUCAUCUGAGCGCCGAGCGUCUUUUUUUUAUUUUUUUUGCGCUCCGCUUUUUACGCACCUUUAUUUUGUGAGCGUGUGUGUGACGCGCAGCCACAGGUUGAGCGAUUAUUAUUUUGUUGGUGCUUUGUUUUUGUUUUUUUGUUUUUCCCAAUCCGUGGAUUAAUUCUCCUCAUCUGGUGACGACUGUCACCGGAUCAAAAUGGGCUCCAUCGAUCCGUCGGCGGUGAUCGGGGAGGAAGACGCGAACUGAUCGGCACAAGUGAGCGCGGAGGGAGGCAACAUCUGUGGGGAAGCGACACGCAAAAAAAUCUCCCGAGAAGAGAGAGAGGGAGAGAGAGAGGGAGAGACAGGCGGAGGACCUGUGGAAGGAGCUGCACGCAUGAGAGGAGACGGAGCCACCGCAACAUCAUGAUGGGAUGGCCGUGACAACAUGAAAAAGAAAAAGUGCGCUCUUCAUCCAGCCAGCGAUUCGAGACAACCACCGUGGGGGACCGGCAGGGACUGAGAGAGGAGGUCGGAGACAGGUGCGUGACCAUGGAGCCUCCCCCUUCUCUGAGCCUGGCUCUGCUGGGAGGCAGCGAGGAUGAGGACCAGCGCUUCCUGCUCCCCCUGGGCAGCAUCUCCCACCCGACCGUCGCCAUCGCCAACCAGCCCGGCUCCAACCACUCCAACCACAUGGGAGGGUCCAGCCUGGACCGUCUGAAUGGCAGCUCCCCGUCGCCUGCCACGCCCAACAUGCCCCCUGCGUCGCUGCCCAAGUUGCCCCUGUCGUCCUCCGGAGCCCAGCCUCUGCCGCCGCCCAUCCCCAACGCCCUGCACCCCACCAGCACGCCGCUGUCCUCCUGCCUGGGCUCGCAGCACAGCCUGAGCGGAGACAACCCGCCCAUCUACAACGCCCUGUUUUACUCCUCCCACUCGCCCUCCAUGGACCGGGAACGGGACCGGGAUCGAGACCGGGAUCGGGGCUGUAAGCACCGGCAGGCCAGUCCUCUGGUGCACCGCCGGGACAGCAACCCGUUCACGGAGAUCGCCAUGAGCUCCUGCAAGUACACCGGCGGGGUCAUGAAGCCGCUGAGCCGCCUCAGCGCCUCCCGCAGGAACCUCAUCGAGUCGGACAGCAGCAGCGAAACCAAAGAGGGCGGCGUUUCCGCUGUUGCCGGGGCGACAGGCGGACAGCGGGAAGCCCCUCCCACCUGCUCGGUGACCCAGUCCUCCUCCACCAACCAACCGGCCAUCCAGAGUCCUCCGGAAAUUGUGAUCUCAUCCAAAGAAGACUCGCCGUAUCCCCGGGCCGGGUACGAUAUCACCGACUCCACGUCCAACCAGAUGUCCAUCUACCACCAGAACCACACACUGGUUGAGAGCCGGCGGGCGCAGUCGGGGCGGGGCAGCCGGCAGGGCGGGGUCGGGGCGCCGGGCGCUGGGGCCCGGGGCAGCACCUCCAAGGCCUCCAAACGGAAGAACCAAAACAUUGGCUAUAAGCUGGGGCACCGCAGGGCGCUGUUCGAGAAGAGGAAGAGGCUGAGCGACUACGCCCUCAUCUUCGGGAUGUUUGGCAUCGUCGUCAUGGUGAUCGAGACGGAGCUGUCGUGGGGCGUUUACACCAAGAGCUCCAUGUAUUCUCUGGCCCUCAAGUGUCUGAUCAGCCUGUCCACCGUCAUCCUGCUGGGCCUCAUCAUAGCCUACCACGCUCGGGAGGUUCAGCUGUUUGUCAUCGACAACGGAGCCGACGACUGGCGCAUCGCCAUGACGAUGGAGAGGGUUCUGCUCAUCGCCCUGGAGCUGCUGGUGUCCGCCGUGCACCCGGUGCCCGGCGACUUUAAGUUCCAGUGGCGGGCUCGGCUGGCCUUCUCGUACGCGCCCUCGCAGGCCGAGGCCGACCUGGACAUGGUGCUGAGCGUGCCCAUGUUCCUGCGCCUCUACCUCAUCGCCAGGGUCAUGCUCCUGCACAGCAAACUCUUCACCGACGCCUCUUCCCGGAGUAUAGGUGCCCUAAAUAAGGUCCAUUUCAACACACGGUUCGUAAUGAAAACCCUCAUGACCAUCUGCCCCGGGACGGUGCUGCUGGUCUUCAGCAUCUCUCUGUGGAUCAUCGCCGCCUGGACCGUUCGAGUCUGCGAGAGGUACCACGACGCCCAGGACGUGACCAGCAACUUUCUGGGCGCCAUGUGGCUCAUUUCCAUCACCUUCCUGUCCAUCGGUUACGGAGACAUGGUUCCUCACACCUACUGUGGCAAAGGAGUGUGUCUGCUCACGGGCAUCAUGGGAGCCGGGUGCACGGCUCUGGUGGUUGCCGUGGUAGCCAGGAAGCUGGAGCUGACCAAGGCCGAGAAGCACGUACACAACUUCAUGAUGGACACGCAGCUCACCAAGCGGAUAAAGAACGCAGCGGCCAACGUGCUGAGGGAGACCUGGCUCAUCUACAAACACACCAAGCUGAUGAAGAAGAUCGACCACUCCAGAGUCCGCAAACACCAGCGGAAGUUCCUGCAGGCCAUACAUCAAUUACGCAGCGUGAAGAUGGAGCAGAGGAAGCUCAGCGAUCAGGCCAACACGCUGGUGGACCUGUCAAAGAUGCAGAGCGUCAUGUACGAGCUGAUGUCGGAGCUGAACGACCGCAGCGAGGACCUGGAGCGUCAGAUGUUGUCCCUGGAGCAGCGGGUGGAGCAGCUGACGGCCGGCUUCAACGCCCUGCCCGCCCACCUGUCGGCCACGCUGAGCGCCCAGCACGCCGCCCUGGUGCACCUGCUCCGGGAGAGGGACGGCCGGGACGGCCGGGGAGGCGGCGGGGGAGCCGUGGUGCCGCUGUCCCCGUCUUUGACCACGGCGGCUCCGGUUUCUCCGGUGCAGGUCGCCGCCGCCGCCGUCGUUCCUGUGCCGCCCCCGGUUCAGGUCGCCGCCCUGGCCUUGGAGUCGCCGCUGUCGCCUCCUCCGCCCCUGAGCCCCGAGGGCGGCCUGGAGGCCACCCCCAACACCUGCACCUCCAGCUGCUGAGGAACAACACAGGAAUUAAAAAGUAAAUAAAAAAUACAGGGAGAGAGGAGGAAGGAGAGAAGGAGGAGACGUGCUCCCAUCCUCUCAGACUAACGAGGAGGAAGGAGGAAACGCGAGGCGAUCCUCCGAACCUCCGGCAGGGAGGAGGAGGAAUAAUGGGAUUAAGAUGGAGGGCCGCGAUGACUGAUGAGACAUGUUAGGGACUUUGGGGCGCUUUUCCUUGACGAAGGCAGAGGAAGAGAAAUGGAGAUAAAAUGGAGACUCUAAAAGGUGUGAGGGGGAGGAAGGAUGUCUAGAGGGUGAGAAAUGGCGAGGAGGGGAAGCAGAGAGGAGGAGAAAUAACGAAGAAUAAUUAUACGAACUCCGAAAUGGAAUCCACUCCUAUUACUGAAAAAGGCCUUUUAUUCUCUCUCUCUCUUUCUCUCCCCUCUUUCCUUCCCCCUCUCCCAAUCUCCCUUCAUCAGGAAUUAAUGACCAUGACUUUUUAUUCUUAUGAUGUAUUUUCUAUCUGAAUGCUAAUUGUGUGUUAACGAGCAUCCCUUUAACAGAAGGUUCGAUCAAUACGACCACGAAAAAAAACUAGUGGCAAACACUGCACAUGUACACGCAGAUCACAGAACCCAAGAGAAGCGAGUACGACCCUGUGUGAUACCGCUUUAAUGUUCAGUUAUUAGGAAUUAUAUCACCUCUCAAUAAUUACAUUAGUUCUAAGCGGAACAGUCGAGUUUUUCCUCUUCUGAACGAUCAAAAAUAAACACCCAUACAGGCCACAAAGUAGAAAAUCAAUGCUGCAAAAGUGAAAGUGUACAAACAUGGUUCUAAAAUCAGCUGUGAACAUCAGAACUUUCUCAGUUUUUUGGGCCUGUGGACUGUAUCCACAUCUACAUCAUGGCUCCACGUGGAAAAGAAUUGCUAAAGGAAGUGAAAUAUCUGAUUGUGACACUUCGUGAAGCUGGAAAAGGAUCCAGGAAGAUCGACUAAAACACAGAUGCAACAGUAACCAGGAGGUUUAGAAGGAUCCGUACUACCACUAAUCUGGAUGCUGUGUUCGUCCUCCGAAAACUGCCAGAGGAACUGAGAAAAUCUGAUUGCAAGAAUUCACAAAGUUGGAAAACAAUCCAGGAAGAUGAACUAAAGCACAGCUGCAGCAGUAAUCAGGAGGUCUAGAAGGAGCCACAGCGCCACCAAUCAGAGCUGCACUCCUGGACUUUGGGUUUUGGUUCUACUCUUGUGUCUAUCUGCAUGUCUGAAAAAACUGACAAACUGAAAAUUUUGAUUGUGAAACUCCACAAAAAUGGAAAAGGACCCAGGAAAAUAAACUAAAAAUCAGUGGAACCACAGUGUCAGCAGUAAUCAGGAGGUAUAGAAUGAGUCAUGGUACCACUAAUCAUGGCUGCAGUGGUCGUCCUCCUGAAAUGAUCCACAGACAGUGAACUACUUUCAUAAUCUAGAUGUGAAAAACAGACAGCAGCUGCUUCAGACUUGAUACAGGAGUUAUCAAUGGAAAUCAGAGUUUUAGAAAUCCCAGACAGUGAAGAAUAUCAACCUCUAUGGACGGAGGACAAGAAAAACACUUUUUUGGCGUAAAAAGACAAGUUAAGCUUUGCUAAAAUGCAGGAAAAUAAGCCUGAUGAAUGUUGGAGAACAUUCUUUGGUCAGAUGAAGAUAAAUUUAAUGGGUUCAGAUGGAGUCCAGCAUGUUUGGUGUGAACCUGACCAGGACUACCACAGUGGAUGCAUAGUCCUGACAGUGAAGCAUGGAGGUGGAAGUGUGAUGAUGUGGGGCUGCAUGAGAGCAAAACGUGUUGAUGACAUUUCUAGAUGAAUGUCUGAGGAUAAACAAGAUGACUCUCAGUCUGCAGAAGCUGGAAGAAGCGCAAAAUUAAACAGUUUCUGGAUAAAAAUUAUGACUUGGACGUAUAUGUGGCCUGACUUAAACCCAAUAGAACAACUUUGGGGUAUUUUAACCCUCCUGUUGUCCUCAUUUACAGGCACCAGAAAAUAUUGUUUCCUUGUCUGACAAUAAUCCAAACAUUCAGCAAAAAAAAUUCCCCAAAUUUCUGAAAAUUUGCAAAACCUUCAGGAAGAAAAUUCCAAUAAUUCCUUAAAAGUUUCCCUUAAAAGUGUUUUUUUUUUAAAAUCUCCCAAAUUUGGCAAGAAAAUUCCUGUAAAUAUUUUCAAAAAAUGAGUGAAAAUCUUCCAAAAAAUCCUAAAAAUAUCUAAAGUGAUUACAUAUAUAUCAGUAAAACUUCUAAUAUUUUCUUUAAUAACAUUCACAAAAAAAUCAACCAAAAUCCAGCGAAAUUCGCUGGAUUUUGGUUGAUUUUUUGUGUGAAUGUUCCUGAGAAACAUUUUUAACAUUUCUUUUUUUCCACCAAAAAAUGUUCAAAGAUUUCCCAAAAAUGUUGAAAAUGUGGACAUCAGAAGUUUCACUGUGAAAAUAUUUUUUUCCACAUUUUCAAACUUUAAAACGGGUCAAAUUUGACCUGCAGGACGACACGAGGGUUAAACAGAAAACUAGAUCAACACAAUCUUUCCAGCAAAGAGAGACGAAGGUUUGAAUCUCAGUAAUGCAUCUAUUUUAACAUACAGUAAAUCUAAACUGUCUGCUGUUCAACUUAGAGGUAAUCUGAUUGCUGCAAAGUGGUGCAAUUUCGACUCAUUUGAUGUCUAAGCGAUAUUACACGGGGUUUGUACUCGCUUCGGCUGGAUAGCAACACAUUAAACACGGCACAGACACACAACAAACACACAACACGUCGCCGUAUUUAUGCUCACACCAACAGAUUUAAUGCACUAAGCCCAUCUGACGAUACUAAAGCCUAUACUGCCAAGCACUUGAUGCACUCCAUAGAGCACUGCCAAGCAAUGUUAGACACAAAAAACGACAAAAAAAGUGUUUGCCUAGACGACCUGUCUUCUGUGGGCGUGAGCUGAUGCAGUAGUUUAGACUUCCAGUGUGUAGUUGUGACAUUUUAACCGCUCGCCUGCAGGAAUCUGUAGUUCCAGAUGGAUGUGAAGUGAGCUGAUGUGAACCAAGCGUUUGUGAGACAGUAGCAGGAGAUGAAAUAACUACAGCAGGACUUUAUUACUGCAUUCACACACCCAAAUGAGGUUUAGUUUCAUCCCACCAAACAGAAAAUUAAUAAUUACCAGUGCAUGAAUGUCCGGCUGGUUGUGGAAGGAAGACUAAAACACAAAGGUUUGUUCAGUUCUACCCCGACAGCCAGUCUAAACUUUCUCCAACGUUAAUAAAUCAUCUGCUUCCUCUUUUAUUUUAUUUAAAUCAGUCCGAGCUGCAACGAUUAAGCAAGUAGCGGGCGUUCGUUAAGUUACUUACCGGAUAUAUUGAUCACUUUUUUUCAAUUAAUCAGAACAAAAAUCCACUAAAAGGAACUAAAUCUUGCAGUAAAUCCAACUUUCGUCAAGGUUUUUAAUGUCCGUUUUAUUACACCGCUUCAAACCUUAAUGUUGUAAUCACCAACUAUUUCAUUAAUUAUUUAAUCAAUUUGAAUAAUUUUUAAAGAAAUAAAAGCCACCAAAGUGAACUACAUCUUGCAGUAAAUUCAACUUUCAUCGAUGUUUUAAUGCUCAUUUUACUGCAGUUUCAAACGUAAAUCGAUUAGUUCUUAGCUGUUGUAAUCAUCAACUAUUUUCCUGUAAUUGGUUUGAGUAAUUUUUUAAGAAAAAAACAGUGAAUUUUUAGAUUCUAGCUUCUUAAAUGUGAAUAUUUUCUGGUUUCUUUCCUCGUCUAUGACACUAAACUGAAAGAUAUUUACCAUCUUGGGCUUUAGGGAAAUGCUAACUGACAUUUUUCACCAUUUUCUGACAUUUUAUAAACCAAACAACUAAUCAAUCAAUGCCGAUAUUAAUUGACAGUAAACAUAAUAAUUAGCUGCUGGCCAACAUGUAGAGCUGCAGCAACUAAUCUGUUAAAUCAAUCAACUAUUUGUCAUCUUGGUCUUUGGCAAACGCUGACAUUUGUCACCAUUUUCUGACAUUUUAUAGACAAAACAGCUAAAAAUAAUCACCCAGUUGAUCAGUCUGAGUUUAAAUCAGUCUAAAUUUCAAAUCGUAGCAUCUUAUACUUAAUUAUUUUCUGGCUUCUUUCCUCUUUUAUGACAGUAAACUGAAUAACUUUAAGCAAGACAUUUAUCAUCUUGGACACACUGACAUUUUUCACCAUUUUCUGACAUUUUUUUCACCAUUUUCUGACAUCUUUUGCCAUUGUGUGACAUUUUUCCACAAUUUUCUGACAUUUUUCACCAUUUUCUGACAUUUUUUCACCAUUUCUGAUUUUUUUCCCCAUUUUCUGACAUCUUUUGCCAUUUUCUGACAUUUUUCCACAAUUUUCUGACACUUUUUGCCAUUUUCUGACAUUUUUCCACAGUUUUCUGACAUUUUUCCACCAUUUUCUCAUAUUUUCCACAUUUUUUCUGACAUUUUUCCACAGUUUUCUGACAUUUUUCCACAUUUUCUGACAUUUUAUUGACCAAACACUGAUUUGACUAAUCAAGAAAAUCAACUAUAAUGAAAAUAAUGAUGAAUUGCAGCUCUGCUGAGAUGUAUAAACAAGACGUUUGUCAUGUUGGGUUUUCGGGAAACACUAACUGACGGUGUUUUUUCACCAUUUUCUGGCAUUUCUCACCAUUUUCUGACAUUUUUUCACAUUUUCUGACAUUUUUCACCAUUUUCUGACAAUUUAUUGACCAAACACUUACGUGAAUAAUCAAGAAAAUCACCUGAAAUGAAAAUAAUGAGGGCUGCACAGUGGUGUAGUGGUUAGCACUUUCGCCUUGUAGCGAGAAGGUCCCUGGUUCGCGUCCCGGCUUUCCCGGGAUCUUUCUGCAUGGAGUUUGCAUGUUCUCCCUGUGCAUGCGUGGGUUCUCUCCGGGUACUCCGGCUUCCUCCCACAGUCCAAAAAUAUGCUGAGGUUAAUUGAUUACUCUAAAUUGCCCGUAGGUGUGAAUGUGAGAGUGAUUGUUUGUCUCUGUAUGUAGCCCUGUGACAGACUGGUGACCUGUCUAGGGUGUCCCCUGCCUUCACCUGAGUCAGCUGGGAUAGACUCCAGCCCCCCCCCGCGACCCUAGUGAGGAUUAAGCAGUGUAUAGAUGAUGGAUGGAUGGAUGGAUGGAUGGAUGGAUGGAUGGAUGAAAAUAAUGAUGAGUUGCAGCUCUACUGAGAUGCUGUGUUGUUUCACUUUCAUUGAAAUUGCCCCUAAAAUGACAAAAAAGUGCUGAAUUUUCCUUCGGCUGACGUGAUAUUUUGUGGGUUUUGUCCUACUGCCGCCCAGAACAGCUCACUGUUAUCAUGAAUGUAAAGAAAACCACUCCUGCUCGCUCGAUCACUUCCACACACAAUAACACACACACACACAGAUGUACACACACCUCAACAACCAAAGUGCUCUCUCUUAAAUGGACUUCAAUAAGAGGCUGCUGUCACCGGGGACAACAGAUAGCAGGGGGAGGCGUGGCGGAAUAUCUUGACAAUAUUUCCGAGGGAAUAACUGUGAAAAAUGUGACUUGUUAGAGUGCUGCACACGGACGACAGAAAGGUGGCGGACGCAAAUAAAAACCUUACAAAAGGAGACAUGGCCAUGGAGGAAUGAAUAAAAAACACAGGAUGGAGGAUGAUAAGGAGGAGAAGAGACAGUAAAUGAAAACUGUCUUAUAGCGACACGCUGUGGCCGGAAUACUGAAUUACAUACGCUUGGAAUAUUGUACAGUAAAUGCUGUUAACGAAACUCUAGCUUUGUAUUGCUUAGUCUUUUUCUACCAUUACGAUUAAACGCAGUUAGAGCUGAUAUCUUACAUUAUUAUGAUUAUCAUUAAACUCUAGUAUUCUUCUCAUUCGUCAUGACAGUUAUGAUCUAUGUAUUAUCGACACGUUAAAUAAUUAUCAACGAGGAAAGUGCCGUUUAAGGUUGAAAUUAUUUUGUAAUUUUAUUUUAUCAGAGAGAAUUAAUAAAGUAUAUAUCUAUAACAUUC
Messenger RNA from Amphiprion ocellaris (clown anemonefish), 9590 nucleotides. RefSeq names its product potassium intermediate/small conductance calcium-activated channel, subfamily N, member 3 (gene kcnn3). Bases 1142 to 3601 code for a protein of 819 amino acids. The transcript has 10 exons. Gene Ontology annotation, molecular function: small conductance calcium-activated potassium channel activity; calmodulin binding. Gene Ontology annotation, cellular component: neuronal cell body; plasma membrane; neuron projection. Lineage: Eukaryota; Metazoa; Chordata; Actinopteri; Pomacentridae. Gene Ontology annotation, biological process: potassium ion transmembrane transport. The record is from RefSeq and is a predicted model, not a curated record.